Otolemur garnettii (small-eared galago) is the source of this 1973-nucleotide messenger RNA. RefSeq names its product sushi repeat containing protein, X-linked 2 (gene SRPX2). The transcript is spliced from 11 exons. Bases 480 to 1874 code for a protein of 464 amino acids. NCBI's taxonomy places the organism in Eukaryota, Metazoa, Chordata, Mammalia, Primates, Galagidae. The record is from RefSeq and is a predicted model, not a curated record.
ACUAGACUCACGGGCUUAGAGCCAGUGCCAUUCACACUCCCCCUUUUCCCCAGCAGACGAACUGAGUUCCUCUAAUCCCUAUGUUCCUUCUCUCCCAUCUCUCUAAAACCCUUCUCUGAAGGACGAACAACUAUAGCUGUGGGGAUAAUACAGCUUUAAGGAAACUUUUGGCAGAUGCGGAUGUCCUAACAUCUGGGCAGUGUUAACAGAAUCCCGGAGGCCCAGACCGACCAGGAGCCACUCGUUCUAGGAAUGUUAAAAUAGAAGGUUUUUUCCAACUGAUGAGAAGAGCAGAGACGAAGGAAAAAGAGGAGGAGAGAGAAAGCAAGCACAAAAGACCAUACAACAGGUGCUGUAUUUCUGCUUUCCUUCACUUACGGAAACUCACUGAUGGCUGAUUUCUGAAAGUCAUUUUCCUUUGCCCUGGUACUUCAAGUUACAUACCUGUAUUCUUAUCUCCCUAACUCUCCCUUUCAAGGAUGGCAAGCCAACUAACUCAAAGAGGAGCGCUCUCUCUGCUGCUCUUCCUAACUCCAGCAGUGACACCAACAUGGUAUGCAGGUUCAGGCUAUUAUCCAGAUGAAAGCUACAAUGAAGUAUAUGCAGAAGUUCCACAGGCUCCCUCCCUGGACUACCGAGUCCCCCGGUGGUGUUAUACAUUAAAUAUCCAGGAUGGAGAAGCCACAUGCUACUCACCAAGAGGAGGAAAUUAUCACAGCAGCCUGGGAACACGUUGCGAGCUCUCUUGUGACCGGGGCUUUCGACUGAUUGGACGGAGGUCCGUGCAAUGCCUGCCAAGCCGUCAUUGGUCUGGAACUGCCUACUGCAGGCAGAUCAGAUGCCAUGCACUGCCAUUUAUCACUAGUGGCACUUACACCUGCACAAAUGGGGUGCUUCUUGACUCCCGGUGUGACUACAGCUGUUCCAGCGGCUACCACCUAGAAGGUGACCGCAGCCGAAUCUGCAUGGAAGAUGGGCGAUGGAGUGGAGGCGAGCCUGUAUGUGUAGACAUAGAUCCUCCCAAGAUACGUUGUCCUCACUCACGUGAGAAAAUGGCAGAACCAGAGAAACUGACUGCUCAAGUAUACUGGGACCCACCCUUGGUGAAAGAUUCUGCCGAUGGUACCAUCACCAGGGUAACACUUCGAGGACCUGAGCCUGGCUCUCAUUUUCCUGAAGGAGAGCAUGUGAUACGUUAUACUGCCUAUGACCGAGCAUACAACCGGGCCAGCUGCAAAUUCAUUGUGAAAGUACAAGUGAGACGGUGCCCAACUCUGAAACCACCACAGCAUGGCUACCUUACCUGCACCUCAGCAGGAGAUAACUAUGGUGCCACCUGUGAAUACCACUGUGAUGGAGGUUAUGAGCGCCAGGGUACGCCCUCCCGGGUCUGCCAAUCCAGCCGCCAGUGGUCAGGAUCACCGCCUAUCUGUGCUCCUAUGAAGAUUAAUGUCAAUGUUAACUCAGCUGCUGGUCUUCUGGACCAGUUCUAUGAGAAACGGCGUCUCCUCAUCAUCUCAGCUCCCGAUCCUUCCAACCAAUAUUAUAAAAUGCAGAUCUCUAUGCUACAGAAAUCCACCUGUGGACUGGAUCUGCGGCAUGUGACCAUCAUCGAGCUGGUGGGGCAGCCACCUCAGGAGGUGGGGCGCAUCCGGGAGCAACAGCUGUCAGCCAACAUCAUUGAGGAACUCAGGCAAUUUCAGCGCCUCACUCGCUCCUACUUCAACAUGGUGUUGGUUGACAAGCAGGGUAUUGACAGAGAACGCUACAUGCAACCUGUCACCCCCGAGGAAAUCUUCACAUUCAUUGAUGACUACCUACUGAGCGACCAGGAGUUGACCCAGCGCCGGGAGCAAAGGGACAUAUGCGAGUGAACUUGAGCCAGGGCAUUGGUUGAGGUCAAGGAAAAAACUCUAGUUAGCUGAAGUUGCGGCAUAAAAAAAUUAGGAAAUGGUUUCCCACAAUUUUAGGGA